Messenger RNA from Protopolystoma xenopodis, 489 nucleotides. NCBI's taxonomy places the organism in Eukaryota, Metazoa, Platyhelminthes, Monogenea, Polystomatidea, Polystomatidae. The record is from the annotation of a GenBank genome assembly.
AUGUGCCCUUAUGGCGAAUUUACCGUGGCGUCGUCACACCUGCUGUUUGCCCUGUUUCCCUUCCCUUCAGUGGCUGAUCCUGCUAUGGUCUCCUGUCCGGAUCUGCCUCAUGGGCCCGGGGAUCAGUUUAUAAUCUUUCUGGUUGACCGAUUUCAUGAGGCAGAUCCGGACAGGAGACUAGAGCAAGAUCAGCCACUCGUGUGGUUGCUGAGACUGACAAGACUCACUGAUGAUGCCGGCGAAACGUUUGUAAAUGUGCCAAGUCCACAGUUCGAUCCUGGAGAUUAUCAUGCACACCAUCGGCUCCGGGCAAGUUCAUUUUUAAAGUUCGGCGGCUUGGAGGAGGCGAGUUCAAGCGGCUUAUGGUGCCAACGAAUAGACUCUGCUGCCGGAAUAUGGACGACACUUUUUCCGCGUUUUCAGAAUAACCUCAAAAUGAGGAGGUCCGGCCGACCACGUGGUUCUAUCCGGCCAGACAGUUUCGGAUGA